GAGGCCACGACGUCGCAAAACCUUUGCUGAAAUGCUGAAGGAAGAAGCAAAGCAGUUCUGUCUGAAUACUGCUCUCCACGGGUAUCGAUUUAUAGUGCUGCCCAAACGUAUAUUGUUGGAAAGAAUUUUUUGGGCAAUUGUAUGCUUAGUUGCCCUAACAACCGCUCUAUCGUUACUCUUCAUAGCUUGGAGUGAUUUCAAAAAGAAUCCAACGGUACUAGUAACCGAUUCAAAUCAUCAUCCAGUAUGGCAAUAUGAGUUUCCAGCAGUAACAGUUUGUGACUUCAAUAUCAUAUCCAAAAAAGCAGCGGUUCGUCUCGCAAGAAACUUGACCAAGGGAAGCAACACAAACGAACUGGUCCAGCAAUUCAGGCUUCUCGCGCAGCUCAUCAGGAACACUAGAAUAGACACCCCGUUCAGUAACUUCUCUCAGCUCCAAGACAUUCUGGACGAACACAAAAUGUCAAUAGAAACCGUCAUGCAAAAACUCACUCCUUCUUGCGACGAAAUUUUAGUUCGAUGUCUUUGGAAGGGAGAAGAAAAACGAUGCGAUAGUAUUUUUGAGCAAAUCAAAACUACCGAAGGAUUCUGUUGCUCAUUCAACUACUUUGCUUUCAAUCACACUUUUGGAGGGUCACUAGCUAGAAAAUCCCCCAAAGAACCAAGAAGAGUUUCAGGCUGUGGGUACCAAACAGGACUAGAAGUGAUGGUAAACAACAAUCCAGAUGAUUAUGUGGCUUCCUAUAUUCCAUCAAUUGGUCAAAAGAUCCUCAUACAUAAUCCCUACUACUUUCCGGACUGGACCGUGCAGGCUAUUUUGAAUCAGAGGAGAAUCGUGAAUCUCAUCAGCCUUAUCCCGACGAUAACCCACUCCACCGAAGACAUAAAGAGAAUGGACGUGGAUAUCAGGAAAUGUUUAUUUUCACACGAGAGAAAGUUGAUUCACUUCGAAAGGUACAAUUACCAUAACUGUAUGGUAGAGUGCAGGAUGAAUUUGACGAGGAGGCAAUGCCGCUGCAUUCCCUUUUAUAACAUCCACAAUCCACGUGUGUAUGAAUAUAAGAAAUACCUAUUUCAUGAUGCUAAACAUAAAAUAUGUUCCUUAAGAGAUAUUCCGUGUCUUGAAGAAAAUUAUG
This is a messenger RNA of Leptinotarsa decemlineata (Colorado potato beetle), 1136 nucleotides long. Its product is annotated as sodium channel protein Nach. Gene Ontology annotation, molecular function: ligand-gated sodium channel activity. Gene Ontology annotation, cellular component: plasma membrane. Lineage: Eukaryota; Metazoa; Arthropoda; Insecta; Coleoptera; Chrysomelidae. Gene Ontology annotation, biological process: sodium ion transmembrane transport. The record is from RefSeq and is a predicted model, not a curated record.